AUGUCAGACACUAGUCAAGUACAUCAACGUUCCUCGCAAGCUGACACUGCGGCUCCGCUGUUGUGGACUCAUGUGGCCAUCAAUGGGGAUACUUCGCCACCACCUCAGGCGGUUAUCCGUCCAUUCCUCAAAGGCGUGGAACAGGAUUCCGUCUUCAUCGAUCUGACACCUAUCAAGGAUCGCAAUCUCUUGAACAAGGCUCUUCUUCAAUUCAACGAAUCCUCCAAUGCUGAAGGCAUGUAUGAAGAAUUCCUUGGAUACAGGAAACAACCUCGACACUACCUCAACCAUGCCUUCUUAGAAACCAUGUGGCUGCCCAACAGCGAAGAUCGUAAGACUCUCAUUGAAGAAGGUAUCGUUCUAGAGGAUGGCACUUUUGUGAAAGGGUUUGCCUCGUACCAUGCUGAUGCUACGAUUGUGAAACUGACCCUGGAGAAUCUCCCUUUCUUGCCUGCCCUUCAGUUGAAGGAGGAAAUGGCUGCCCGACUUUCUGCGUUCGGGGAUGUCUUGGAUCACGGCAUCUCGAGAACUGAUGGGAUCUAUCAAGGAGAAGGUUAUGCUACUCUUAAUCUAACGGUUCCUUCCAGCCCUGGUUAUGAAUGUCAAGAGUUACAUCCCGUUGGGAAAUCUUGCCCUGGUCAUCGCCAUUUGGAGAAACUCAGCCGUGUCAUUGUCUGGGAUUUGACAGCUUCGGAUCAACGAAAAGUUUUACUCCAAUGGGAUCAAAUGCCGGCUUUCUGUCGUAAUUGUCAGAGCUCUGAACACCGUCGGGCUGAUUGUCCUGACUACAAGAAGUGGGUUCGCUGCCACCAUUGCAAUGAAACUGGACAUGUGGUGAAGAACUGCAGUCGCAAUGACAGCCCAAACAAGGUCCGUGCGGUGGAAAACACUCCUGCCAAACCCCGAAAGGGCUCUCAGGUGGCCAAAGAGGGUAAACAGGGUACUCAAGGUGGCUCCAAAGUAACUCUUGGUGGUGCUCCAGUUGGAAACAAAGGUGGUGCCCAAGGAAAAGGCCAAGACGUUGCAUCUAGUGGUCCCCAAGGUGAUUCCGAUAAUCGAACUGCUGCUACCCAGCAAGGUAGCUCUCAAGGUGACGCUGAUAGUCAAACAGGUGCUAGAAAGCAGGUAGUGGAUAAAGAUGUUCAAAUGGAUGAUCUCCCAGAACUCCAAGUUAAAGAAGUCAUGGGAAAGAGGCUUCCAAUGAUAUUGUCAUGUACGACUCUUCUAUCCAUUCUGCUAAUGAACGAGAGGAGCGCCCUGAACGCCCUGCGAAGAAGAUUGUCGAGUCUUUGGACUCAACAUUGCGGCAUCAUUUCCCUCAACACUCAUUACACACUCAAACACAUCUCAGAAGGCAUUGAUGGAGGUCGAUUUAUCUUGGCUUCCCUUCAUCUUACUCGAGACUUGGAAACUUCACCCAAUUCACCACCAAUAGCAACAAUACUUAAUAUUUACGGUCGUGCGUCCGCUCACACCGACCGAUCAGCAUUCUAUUCAGAACUCAUUGACACACAAAUUGUCAAAGAUACUAUUACUAAUACAACAAGAACCACCUUUAUCAUGGGAGACUUCAACUACCAGUACAAGGAUUGUCGAGUCGAUGGCACCCUCAUCAGUGCACCAGUAGAGUGGACCGAUCUACUUGAUGACUACUUUAUUGACCUUGGUUUCAUUCCUGGUCGAUUCAUUGCUGAAAACGGAAUGAUCUGCCAGCUGCUAAUGGAAGAUGCUCAACGGAAAUGGUCCAUCGCUGAACAACAGGAAAAUGAUCCUACCUUUAGAACCUUGGAUUCUGAUAUUGGUCUUCUUCUGGACCAAGAAAAGGCAUACGAUCGGGUGAACCUGGAAUAUUUGAUGAAGGUAUUGGGGAAAUUUGGGUUUCCUCGUCCUCUUAUCAAGUGUAUCUCCAAAUUGAUGGGUGACAACCUCAUACGUAUCAACAUCAAUGGUCAUUUGUCAACUGAAGUGGCGAAACUUCGUGGAUUAAAGCAGGGGGGAUCCUCUCUCUCCUGCUACUUGAUGGGUACCGAACGAACAAAACUCCUGUGCUAUGCUGACGACGCUUUGGUGUUUAUCCAUGACUCCAAUGAUUUGACUUGGUUACAGCUCCAUAUGGCUCGUUACUGUGCUGCCUCCAACGCCAAGUUCAAUAAUGCCUAG
This is a messenger RNA of Mucor velutinosus, 2160 nucleotides long. RefSeq lists its product as uncharacterized. Bases 1 to 2160 code for a protein of 719 amino acids. The transcript has 5 exons. The record is from RefSeq and is a predicted model, not a curated record. Gene Ontology annotation, molecular function: zinc ion binding; nucleic acid binding. NCBI's taxonomy places the organism in Eukaryota, Fungi, Mucoromycota, Mucoromycetes, Mucorales, Mucoraceae.